GUCUCUUCCGCCUUGCUUUAGACUUGAACCUUGCCAAUGGACCUGAUUGGUUUUGGUUAUGCAGCCCUGGUGACAUUCGGAAGCAUUUUGGGAUAUAAGCGGAGAGGUGGUGUUCUGUCUUUGAUUGCUGGUCUUUCUGUUGGAUUUUUGGCUGGCUGUGGAGCUUACCGUGUCUCCAAUGACAAGCGAGAUGUAAAACUGUCCCUGUUUACAGCUUUCUUCCUGGCCACCAUAAUGGGGGUGAGGUUUAAGAGAUCCAAGAAAAUCAUGCCAGCUGGGCUGGUUGCAGGUUUAAGCCUCAUGAUGAUCCUGAGACUUGUCUUACUGCUGCUCUGAGAAUCCGCAGGAACUGAAAACUAAAUUUGAGUCAUUCUGCUGUAAUGGGCAGAGCCUACUCUUUGUAUUGAAAAGAUAAAUUCCAAUAUGGAAUGUUCACCGUGAUCUUAUUUUAUGAUAGAAACUGCAAAAGAAACACUGUCACCUCUAAUAUGGACACUGGUUUGAGGGAUUUUUUUUUUUUUAAACAAAUGGUUUAACUGUUUUCUAAUUGUCAGGUACUGGUUUCAUUAAAGAUAUUUAAUAAAUCGUGAUACACUGUU
Molecule: messenger RNA, 599 nt
Organism: Balaenoptera acutorostrata (minke whale)
Lineage: Eukaryota; Metazoa; Chordata; Mammalia; Artiodactyla; Balaenopteridae
Gene: TMEM14A
Product: transmembrane protein 14A
Exons: 4
Coding region: 37-336 (99 amino acids)
Biological process (GO): regulation of heme biosynthetic process
Cellular component (GO): mitochondrial membrane
Source: RefSeq, a predicted model, not a curated record